Messenger RNA from Trichogramma pretiosum, 1313 nucleotides. RefSeq lists its product as uncharacterized. NCBI's taxonomy places the organism in Eukaryota, Metazoa, Arthropoda, Insecta, Hymenoptera, Trichogrammatidae. The transcript has 2 exons. The record is from RefSeq and is a predicted model, not a curated record. The coding region runs from base 36 to 1304 and encodes 422 amino acids.
GCCAAGAGCAGCGCACAGAUUAUUUAACAAUUACGAUGUCGAAAUUCGCGAUGUUUUGGGUGGUCGCCUUACUCGGUUCAGUUUCGACUGCCAACGCCUACAGAAGUUUAUCGUUCGAAGUCGACACUGAAACCUACAAUCCAACGUUUUCAGAGUGGUCCUCGGAAAAUUCCACUUUUGUCUAUUACAGCUUGUGCGAAUGGAACUUCCAAAGGGACGCCGAACCGAAGGAAUGUAUUGUGAAUCGAUUGCAGAAUGAUUUCUCGGGAACCAGUCCAAAGGAGGAUAGGUGCAACGUCAAGCUGCACCCUCAGUCCGGUGGCUCGAUCGAUACGUUUUACGUUAAUAUCGCUCGAAUGGGCGAGGAUCGAGCGAUCCUUUCUUGGAUGGAACUAACUGACAACGACCAUUGGGAAUACGAGUAUGACUUGAGAUUCAGUAUCGUCAAUUUUUCCAAUUGUAAUGUGAAAACUGCCAGUCUUCCGAGGGGUUUGGAUUUGAAAAAUAUCAUUCCAUAUUAUGCUACUUCAUACAGUCAUAAUGAGUUAAGCAACGGCAUAUACCUCGAAGAAACAGAUGAUUUAGAUGUCUUUUUCUUCAACUCAAUGAGCAUUGAUAAAUAUUCGAUCAAUACUGAAGGAAUCGUUUCGAAGGUUGAUAAUUCGCGGCUCACUUAUCCACUUGAUUUUCCGGUAAAAGAAGGGACAGGGAUGCUUAUGUUUCCAUUGUCAGAGGACAAGGGCUAUUUGUUCAUGGAAAUUGCUCACGAGAUCAGUAACGAUGUAGGAGUGACAAUGGCUCUUAUUCAGCCAAAUGGUCAAAGACGAAAUUUAACUCAUUAUAUAACUCCGAAUUUCUCGAAAUUGUCCUUGGACAAUGGAUUGAUCGGAGUAUGCACCAAAAACUACACAACCCUGAAAUGCACCCAGUUCAAGCCCGACGACGAAGAGAUCAACUGGUUUGCCACCAGUUUGAUCGCCGAACCGUACACACUACACUCCAUGUACAAUUUGCCGAGGGGCGAAGGAUUUUUGAUUUUCACUCCGUUCGAUAUCGACGAUAAACACGUCACCCCAUCUGGCAAGAAACUCGUUAAAAUCGGUUUGGAUGGGAAAGCUAAACAGUAUGUGAAUACUAAUAUGGGGUGCGAAAGACGAUCGGAGAUGUAUGAAAAAAUUUUCAAAGAUGGUCAAGGCAAUUAUUGCGUGAGCUUCGAAUGCGAACAGAAAGUUGAAUUUGAAGAUCGAUUUGUUACGAAGUUCCAAUCGAAGUGCUUCGCACCGAAUGAUUUCACAGAUAUUUAGAAAUGAGAG